ACAUAAAUGCAGAAGAAAGAAAAACAGUAUAUUUACUCUUUCUCUUUCUUCAUUUCCUUCCCAUUCUCUUUCUUUCCUUUACCUCAAAAAAAGACAAAACAAAAUGCAGUUUAUGUUAAACCUUCGUGUUACCCACGGUGUUCCUCUCUGUCUCUCCGGAAUCACCAACCCUCUUGCUCUUUCCAAAGAGAUGGCAGAUCACGAUCGUAGAAGAAAAGCCAUGAGAAAGCAAAGAUCAGUGCAUGCAAAUCAAGAUAAGAGUGGUUUUGUUGAGAUCAAAGGUGGUGAAUCUGGUGAUGGUUAUGAUCAGGAAGAUCUGGAUCAAAUCUUGUAUCAAUUGUCUCGUUAUUAUUAUCUUACAGGUUUAUCAGCAAAAGCUGCUUAAUUAAUUAAUUAAUUAAUCACUUUCAUUUUCUGAACUCUUUUGCUGUUGUUGUAGAUUCUUCUUUUACUAUUAUUAAUUACUAUGUUGUUGCUGUUGUUGUAACAUGUAAAAAACACUAGUUUCUGAAUUAUCAACUUCUCUUUGUUGUUCCAUUUA
Messenger RNA from Vicia villosa (hairy vetch), 541 nucleotides. RefSeq lists its product as uncharacterized. Lineage: Eukaryota; Viridiplantae; Streptophyta; Magnoliopsida; Fabales; Fabaceae. The record is from RefSeq and is a predicted model, not a curated record. Bases 104 to 385 code for a protein of 93 amino acids. The transcript has 2 exons.